This is a messenger RNA of Paramecium tetraurelia, 324 nucleotides long. RefSeq lists its product as uncharacterized. The transcript is spliced from 2 exons. The record is from RefSeq and is a predicted model, not a curated record. Gene Ontology annotation, biological process: microtubule-based movement. Gene Ontology annotation, molecular function: dynein intermediate chain binding. Lineage: Eukaryota; Ciliophora; Oligohymenophorea; Peniculida; Parameciidae. Gene Ontology annotation, cellular component: cytoplasmic dynein complex; cytoplasm.
AUGUCAGACGUAGAUAUUGAGGACACUAUAAACAGAAUUAAAAAUCAUAAAUCAGUUUAAGGCAUAGUGAUUGUAAAUCAUGAAGGGACAAUUACCAGGACAACCUAUCUAAAUGAGAAAAAGGAAGAAGGUGACACUAUAGCCAAAUCAAUACCUAUUUUGGCUUAAAAAGCUAGAUCACUGGUGCGUGACUUGGACCCAACAAAUGAUUUAGCAUUUUUACGGAUAAAGUCAAAGUAAAAUGAGAUCCUUAUUGCACCUGACAAAGACCUUCUAUUGAUUGUUAUUUAAGGACCUAAAAAAUAAGGAGAAGAUGAUUAAUGA